AUGGUGUUCUUUCUGCGCAGAGCGGCUGUAAAAAAAUGCACAGGAAAAGUAGUUGUGUUUGGGGCAACUUCAGUAGUAGGUCAACCACUUUCGCUCUUAUUAACACUUUGUCCACAUGUAAGUGAAGUGUUCUGCUGUGGGACUCUAAACAAAGCCAAAGAUGAGACAGUGAGAACACCCGCUCACGGAGUUGCUGUUGAUCUAUCUCAUAUUGACGUUAACGCUGUUGUGAAUGGUAUUGACGACCCUUCCCAUUGGGAGAUGGCACUACGCGGGGCACAAUUGGUUUUGGUCUGUUCUGGAAAUGAGUUUGACCCAUCACGGGCUCGCCGUGACAUUGCGUUGUCGGAAUCUGCCCCAGAAGUGAUAGUUGCCAUGGAAGCGGUGGCACGAGCUGCACCAAAGGCUGUUAUUGGUGUUGUAUCGAGUCCUGUUAACGCUCUUGUGCCUCUCGCGAAGGAAGUGCUUGUGCGACACGGUGUUUUUGACCCACGUAAACUAUUCGGUAUUACAACUUUGGAUGUUGUGCGUGCGAGGACCCUUGUGGCACAAGAGUUGCAAAUGAAUCCUUAUGACGUAAAUAUACCAGUCGUAGGAGGUAGAGGUGGUCUAACGGCGUGUGCGCUGGUAGCACAAACUGGGUUGCGAAUCCCUCAUGAACGACUUAUGCAUUUAUCUGAAAAAUUACAGUCGUAUGGAAGUUCUGUACCCGAUAAGAAUAGCAAUGACACUAUUUUAGAAGAAAGAGAAAAAAUGGAAGACACUGAUAAUAAUAGUUUUGACUUAGAUGUAGCCCCACCUGUAGGUCUAUCAUUGGCGUAUGCUGCGAUGGAAUGGUCUGUGUCUGUAUUGAAGGCAAUGAGAGGCGAUCGUGGUAUCAUUGAGUGUUCUUAUUUAGAGUCUACAAUGAGAAAAGAGACACCUUUUUUUAGUUCACGCGUUGAACUUGGUGAAGAGGGUGUGUCACAGUUACUACCGCUAGAACCGUUGACUUCUUAUGAAACAGCACUAGUGGAGGCAGCUGUUCCGCUGAUUGUUGAAGACGUUGAAGCUGGAGUGCGUUUUGCUUCUAUGAAAGGAAAAGAAGAGUGA
This is a messenger RNA of Trypanosoma theileri, 1092 nucleotides long. Its product is annotated as putative malate dehydrogenase. The transcript has a single exon. Gene Ontology annotation, molecular function: L-malate dehydrogenase (NAD+) activity. Gene Ontology annotation, biological process: malate metabolic process. Gene Ontology annotation, cellular component: cytoplasm. The coding region runs from base 1 to 1092 and encodes 363 amino acids. The record is from RefSeq and is a predicted model, not a curated record. Lineage: Eukaryota; Euglenozoa; Kinetoplastea; Trypanosomatida; Trypanosomatidae.